Messenger RNA from Ailuropoda melanoleuca (giant panda), 6374 nucleotides. It is a transcript of the gene CHD3, whose product is annotated as chromodomain helicase DNA binding protein 3. Lineage: Eukaryota; Metazoa; Chordata; Mammalia; Carnivora; Ursidae. Gene Ontology annotation, biological process: chromatin remodeling. Gene Ontology annotation, molecular function: chromatin binding; ATP hydrolysis activity; histone binding. Gene Ontology annotation, cellular component: NuRD complex; nucleus; chromatin. Bases 177 to 5228 code for a protein of 1683 amino acids. The transcript is spliced from 33 exons. The record is from RefSeq and is a predicted model, not a curated record.
GCCGAAGGAUUGUGUGUCCUAGAGCAAGGGGCUGGGCCAGGGCCAGGCUUUCCUCCUCUGCCCGAGCCGGACAGGUCUGGCUGGUUAGUCUAGUGCCUGCUGGAGGGAGGGAGGCCAAGCAGGGCCCCAGGUCUGUGGCAUCCGUGUUCUCCCCGGAUGGAUGGGGAUCAUGGAGAAUGUUGGGGGGAACCACAUCAGGGAAGCCCCGGCCCCCGACAGAGACAUCUGGGCAGAAAGCCAGGGACCCAACCCUGCUGGAAGCAGAUAAGGAUGACAUCCGGCUGCUGCCUUCAGCAUUGGGUGUGAAGAAGAGAAAACGAGGACCCAAGAAGCAGAAGGAGAACAAGCCAGGAAAACCCCGAAAACGCAAGAAGCUUGACAGUGAGGAGGAAUUUGGCUCCGAGCGAGAUGAGUACCGGGAGAAGUCAGAGAGCGGAGGCAGCGAAUAUGGAACCGGACCAGGUCGGAAACGGAGGCGGAAGCACAGAGAAAAAAAGGAGAAGAAGACAAAGCGGCGGAAAAAGGGGGAGGGAGACGGGGGGCAAAAGGUAGAACAGAAGUCGUCUGCAACUCUGCUUCUGACCUGGGGCCUGGAGGACGUGGAGCAUGUGUUCUCCGAGGAGGAUUACCACACACUCACCAACUACAAAGCCUUUAGCCAGUUCAUGAGGCCCCUGAUUGCGAAGAAGAAUCCUAAGAUCCCGAUGUCUAAGAUGAUGACCAUCCUCGGGGCCAAGUGGAGAGAGUUCAGUGCCAACAACCCCUUCAAGGGGUCGGCAGCCGCUGUGGCGGCGGCGGCGGCCGCAGCGGCUGCGGCUGUGGCCGAGCAGGUGUCAGCUGCUGUGUCAUCGGCCGCCCCCAUAGCACCUUCCGGACCCCCCACCCUCCCACCACCUCCUUCUGCCGAUACCCAGCCCCCACCCAUCCGAAGAGCCAAAACCAAAGAGGGCAAAGGUCCAGGCCAUAAACGGCGGAGUAAGAGCCCCCGAGUGCCCGAUGGACGCAAGAAGCUUCGGGGGAAGAAGAUGGCACCGCUCAAAAUCAAACUAGGGCUGCUGGGUGGCAAGAGGAAGAAGGGAGGCUCGUAUGUUUUGCAGAGCGAUGAGGGCCCUGAGCCAGAGGCCGAGGAGUCAGACCUGGACAGCGGCAGCGUCCACAGCGCCUCGGGCCGGCCUGAUGGGCCUGUCCGCACCAAGAAGCUCAAGAGAGGCCGGCCAGGGAGGAAGAAGAGGAAGGUGGCCGGGGAGGACGAGGCUGACGGCUAUGAGACAGAUCAUCAGGAUUACUGCGAGGUGUGCCAGCAGGGGGGGGAAAUUAUUCUGUGCGACACCUGCCCUCGUGCCUACCACCUCGUCUGCCUUGAUCCUGAGCUGGACCGGGCUCCCGAGGGCAAAUGGAGCUGCCCCCACUGCGAGAAGGAGGGGGUGCAGUGGGAGGCCAAGGAGGAGGAGGAGGAGUACGAAGAGGAGGGAGAGGACGAAGGGGAGAAGGAGGAGGAAGACGACCACAUGGAGUACUGCCGCGUGUGCAAGGAUGGGGGCGAGCUCCUGUGCUGCGACGCGUGCAUCUCGUCCUACCACAUUCACUGUCUGAACCCGCCCCUGCCCGACAUCCCCAAUGGGGAAUGGCUGUGUCCCCGCUGCACGUGCCCCGUGCUCAAAGGCCGCGUGCAGAAGAUCCUGCACUGGCGGUGGGGGGAGCCACCCGUGUCCGUGCCAGCCCCCCAGCAGGCUGACGGGAACCCCGAUGCCCCGCCGCCCCGUCCUCUUCAAGGCCGAUCGGAGCGAGAGUUCUUUGUCAAGUGGGUAGGACUGUCGUACUGGCACUGCUCCUGGGCCAAGGAGCUUCAGUUGGAGAUCUUCCACUUGGUGAUGUACCGGAACUACCAGCGGAAGAACGACAUGGACGAGCCCCCACCCCUGGACUAUGGCUCGGGCGAGGACGACGGGAAGAGCGACAAGCGCAAGGUGAAGGACCCGCACUACGCGGAGAUGGAGGAGAAGUACUAUCGCUUUGGCAUCAAGCCCGAGUGGAUGACCGUGCACCGCAUCAUCAACCACAGUGUGGAUAAAAAGGGGAAUUACCACUAUCUAGUGAAAUGGAGGGACUUGCCCUAUGACCAGUCCACGUGGGAGGAGGACGAAAUGAACAUCCCCGAGUACGAAGACCACAAGCAGAGCUACUGGAGACACCGAGAACUGAUUAUGGGGGAGGACCCUGCCCAGCCCCGCAAGUAUAAGAAGAAGAAGAAGGAGCUGCAGGGAGACGGGCCCCCCAGUUCUCCUACUAACGAUCCUACAGUGAAAUACGAGACCCAGCCACGGUUUAUCACGGCCACCGGGGGCACACUGCACAUGUACCAGCUAGAGGGCUUGAACUGGCUGCGCUUCUCGUGGGCCCAGGGCACCGACACCAUCCUGGCUGACGAGAUGGGGCUGGGCAAGACCAUCCAGACCAUCGUGUUUCUCUACUCGCUCUAUAAGGAGGGCCACACAAAGGGUCCCUUCCUGGUGAGUGCCCCCCUCUCUACCAUCAUUAACUGGGAGCGGGAGUUCCAGAUGUGGGCACCCAAGUUCUACGUGGUGACGUACACGGGUGACAAGGACAGCCGGGCCAUCAUCCGUGAGAACGAGUUUUCCUUCGAAGACAACGCCAUCAAAGGUGGCAAGAAAGCUUUUAAGAUGAAGAGGGAGGCCCAGGUGAAGUUCCACGUUCUCCUAACAUCGUAUGAGCUGAUCACCAUCGAUCAGGCGGCACUCGGCUCCAUCCGCUGGGCCUGCCUCGUGGUGGAUGAAGCCCAUCGGCUCAAGAAUAACCAGUCCAAGUUUUUCAGGGUCCUCAAUGGCUACAAGAUAGAUCAUAAGUUGCUGCUGACCGGAACUCCGUUGCAGAAUAACCUGGAGGAGCUCUUCCACCUGCUAAACUUCCUCACCCCAGAGAGGUUUAACAAUCUGGAGGGCUUCCUGGAGGAGUUUGCUGACAUAUCCAAAGAAGACCAGAUUAAGAAACUGCAUGAUUUGCUAGGGCCGCACAUGCUGCGGAGGCUGAAGGCCGACGUCUUCAAGAACAUGCCGGCUAAGACGGAGCUCAUCGUGCGGGUGGAGCUGAGCCCCAUGCAGAAGAAGUACUACAAGUACAUCCUGACUCGGAACUUCGAGGCCUUGAACUCGCGAGGUGGUGGGAAUCAGGUGUCACUGCUGAACAUCAUGAUGGAUCUUAAGAAGUGCUGCAACCACCCCUACCUCUUCCCCGUGGCUGCUAUGGAGUCCCCCAAACUCCCCAGUGGGGCCUACGAGGGCGGGGCACUGAUUAAGGCGUCCGGCAAGCUCAUGCUUCUGCAGAAGAUUCUGCGCAAGCUGAAAGAGCAAGGACACAGAGUGCUCAUCUUCUCGCAGAUGACCAAGAUGUUGGACCUGCUAGAGGACUUUUUAGACUACGAAGGGUACAAGUACGAGCGCAUUGACGGCGGCAUCACGGGCGCCCUGAGGCAGGAGGCCAUCGAUCGGUUCAACGCUCCCGGGGCCCAGCAGUUCUGCUUCCUGCUGUCCACCCGCGCCGGGGGCCUGGGCAUCAAUCUGGCCACUGCCGACACGGUCAUCAUCUUCGAUUCUGACUGGAACCCCCAUAACGACAUCCAGGCCUUCAGUCGCGCUCAUCGCAUCGGCCAGGCCAACAAGGUGAUGAUUUACCGGUUUGUGACUCGCGCGUCCGUGGAAGAGCGAAUCACACAAGUGGCCAAGAGGAAGAUGAUGCUGACACACUUGGUGGUCCGGCCCGGGCUGGGCUCCAAGGCGGGCUCCAUGUCCAAGCAGGAGCUGGAUGACAUCCUCAAAUUCGGCACCGAGGAGCUGUUCAAGGAUGAGAACGAGGGGGAGAACAAGGAGGAGGACAGCAGUGUGAUUCACUACGACAACGAGGCCAUCGCUCGGCUGUUGGACCGGAACCAGGAUGCGACGGAGGACACGGAUGUGCAGAACAUGAACGAGUAUCUCAGCUCCUUCAAGGUGGCCCAGUACGUGGUGCGGGAGGAAGACAAGAUCGAGGAGAUCGAACGCGAGAUCAUCAAGCAGGAGGAGAACGUGGACCCCGACUACUGGGAGAAGCUGCUGAGGCACCACUACGAGCAGCAGCAGGAGGACCUGGCCCGCAACCUGGGCAAGGGCAAGCGCGUGCGCAAGCAGGUCAACUACAACGACGCCGCUCAGGAGGACCAAGAUAACCAGUCCGAAUACUCCGUGGGAUCAGAGGAGGAAGAUGAGGACUUUGAUGAGCGUCCAGAAGGGCGGCGACAGUCAAAGAGGCAGCUUCGGAACGAGAAGGAUAAGCCACUCCCUCCACUGCUGGCUCGAGUUGGGGGCAACAUUGAGGUGCUGGGAUUCAACACCCGGCAGCGGAAGGCCUUCCUCAACGCCGUGAUGCGCUGGGGGAUGCCCCCCCAGGACGCCUUCACCACCCAGUGGCUGGUGCGGGACCUGAGGGGCAAGACGGAGAAGGAGUUCAAGGCCUAUGUGUCUCUGUUCAUGCGCCAUCUCUGUGAGCCUGGGGCGGACGGCUCGGAAACCUUUGCUGACGGCGUCCCUCGGGAGGGCCUGAGUCGCCAGCAAGUGCUGACCCGAAUUGGAGUCAUGUCUCUAGUCAAGAAGAAGGUACCGGUCUGUCCUUCACCCAGCGUCUACCUAUCACAGGAGCCGGCGCACCCCGCCAUGGCCCUCCACGCCCGCUUCGCCGAGGCCGAAUGCCUGGCCGAGAGCCACCAGCACCUCUCCAAGGAGUCGCUGGCAGGGAACAAGCCGGCCAACGCCGUCCUGCACAAGGUUCUGAACCAGCUGGAGGAGUUGCUGAGCGACAUGAAGGCGGACGUGACCCGCCUGCCAGCCACGCUGUCCCGAAUACCCCCCAUCGCAGCCCGCCUGCAGAUGUCCGAGCGCAGCAUUCUCAGCCGGCUGGCCAGCAAGGGCACGGAGCCUCACCCCACACCGGCCUUCCCCCCGGGGCCCUACGCUACGCCUCCGGGGUACGGGGCGGCCUUCAGCGCCGCCCCCGUCGGGGCCCUGGCCGCCGCAGGCGCCAACUACAGCCAGAUGCCUGCAGGCUCCUUCAUCACAGCCGCCACCAACGGCCCUCCAGUGCUGGUGAAGAAGGAGAAGGAAAUGGUGGGGGCACUGGUGUCAGACGGGCUGGAUCGGAAGGAGCCCCGAGCCGGGGAGGUGAUCUGUAUAGACGACUGACCGGAUCGCAGGCCUGCGCAUCACCCAGGCCCCGUGCCCGAGGCCGACCCCCACCUCAGGCUCUGGGACCUGCCGCCAGUCCUCCACCUUCCCCACCCCUUGGGCCACCUCUGGGCUAGGAGCCCCUCUGCCCCUCUCUGCGACUCCUCUCUUCAAGAAGGGCCCUUUGUCUCUCUCCACUCCCGUGCACCUUUCCCACCGCGCUUUGAAGACCGUGCUGGUGAGAAGAGGUCUGGGUGGGAGGCGCUGAAGCAGGGUCUUCCAAGUAUCUUUAUCCCCGGCGAACAUACGUGGCUUCCCAAGAAGUGGUUGGGGGGAGGGAAGAGGUGGAGCCUCCCCCCAUCGUUACUCCUGCAAUUACUCCUGCAAUACGAGCUCAGAGGGGGGAGUAGCCCAGAGCGGGGAGUAGCCGCCUGGCCUUUAGGAACCUUGGUGGGGAAAAGAGCUUUGAAGAGAGGACGGGACUUUAGAGAGGGAGGAAGGGAAGAGGAGGGGGGCUGCAUGUUUCCUUCCCCUACCUCUCCCCAAAAGGAGGGGGGAGCAGUUACGAGGGAGGGAGUCAAUUGCUGUUCAGCCUCAGAAUAAAGGCGCCGCUCGCCGGCUCAGUUACCUCCUGCGUACCAGCAUCUUGUGUUGGGGAUCUGCCCCUCUCCCCAGGGACCAAGCCCCCCCCCACAGAGCGUGAUGGUUGGGCGAUACUCCCUCAAGCCAAAGAGGAGCUCCCCAAUCUGUUCUAGGGACCCAGGUAACCUAGAAAGGGUGGGAGAAAAUGCUACAGGCCAGAAGUGGGGGAGCCCCCAGCCCGGGGGCUCAGGUCCUUGGAGCACUUCUGCCCUCCCUCCUGAAGGCCUAGAUACGGACUGAACUUGAGUGGAUCAGGCAGGGGGUGUAGUCGGGGGACUGCCUUGCCUUUGGGACCAGAACAAAAUAGUGGAGGGCAGGCUGGGGAGACAUGGACACGUUCUCCUCCCCAGGAGGGGCCGGGGAGAGUGGCAGUUUGCAUGGCGAACCCCCCACUUCCUCUUCGCUGCCCCUUCACAUUCUCGCAGCCCCUUUCCCGGUCUCGUCACACCCACUCCUGGGCUGUCCCAACCCGUCUUCUGUAUCAGGUGUAUUGGUUGUACAUAUAAAUUAUACUUUCCUUUC